Messenger RNA from Drosophila navojoa, 1887 nucleotides. RefSeq names its product transcription factor Dp (gene Dp). NCBI's taxonomy places the organism in Eukaryota, Metazoa, Arthropoda, Insecta, Diptera, Drosophilidae. Gene Ontology annotation, biological process: regulation of transcription by RNA polymerase II; regulation of cell cycle. Gene Ontology annotation, cellular component: transcription regulator complex; nucleus. The record is from RefSeq and is a predicted model, not a curated record. Gene Ontology annotation, molecular function: RNA polymerase II transcription regulatory region sequence-specific DNA binding; DNA-binding transcription factor activity, RNA polymerase II-specific.
AUUCAUAUAUACACAUACACACGUUGCGACUACGUGCUUCAGUUCCGUUCAGUUCUAUUGGCAUUGAUAUCUUUUGGCGGGGCGUGUUGGUGAACGGUUAGUGUCCCCUCCCAGGAAUAUAAGCGCAAAUACAAAAUAGUCGCAGUCGCCGCAGGUAGCAGCGAAAUCAAUUUAGCAACGGUUAAGGGUGCUGGGCACCAAACAACAGGCGAAUCGUCGUCCAUACACCUGUCCUUCUGCCCACUACACAUGAAAAUGGCGCAUACCACGGCGACAAAUCAAACGAGCGGCGCUGUUAAGACUGAUGAAGUCAACUUUUUCUUUCAGGAUGAGCACGGACAAAUUGCCAAAGUGUUGAAGCCAGUUGUAGUGAAGCAGGCACACUCCAUGGAUAAGUCAAGUCUGGUCUUUCCAAGCAGCUCCACACGCAACGGGGGAAGCGGAAGUGGCGGCAUCGGCAAUGUAGGUCGAGUUGGCGCCCUAAGUCACAUGAGCACAACGAAUCAGGGACAAUUUAUACGUAUUCAAGACAAUUGUAUAACUAUUCCAAAAACCGAAAUUACUUCAUAUACACCUGUGUCAGCGCAAAAAACCAGCAGUGCUGGAAGUGCGGGAGGCAGCAUGCACGAUAUUAAGAAUGAGCGAUAUGUCAAAUUCACGCCAAAUAACGUCAUGAAAAUGAAAUCGAAAUUGCACGUCAUUCAGAACAGUCCCAUGCACACAGCGCCCGCCUCUUCCUCGUCAGCGCAAAGGAAACGAAAACCAGAUAAAGCUGGCAAGGGACUGCGUCACUUCUCGAUGAAGGUGUGCGAGAAGGUGCAGGAGAAGGGCAAGACGACAUAUAAUGAGGUGGCGGACGAUUUGGUUGCUGAGGAAAUGAAGAACAAUUCAUACGAUAAUAACUGUGAUCAAAAGAAUAUCCGGCGGCGUGUGUACGAUGCGCUUAACGUACUGAUGGCAAUCAAUGUUAUUUCUAAGGACAAAAAAGAAAUCCGUUGGAUCGGCUUACCUGCCAACUCAGCCGAGCAAUUUAAUGCCUUGGAAGAGCAAAACAUGUUGUGCCGCGAGCGAAUCAAGCAAAAGAAUGAAAUGUUGCGGGAAAUGGUCAUGCAACAUGUGGCAUUCAAGGGUCUUGUCGAGCGGAACAAGCGGGCUGAAAGCCAGGGCGUGGUGCCAUCUCCAAACUCAUCCAUUCAACUGCCGUUCAUCAUUGUGAAUACGCACAAAUCGACAAAAAUCAAUUGCAGUGUAACCAACGACAAAUCCGAAUACAUAUUUAAGUUCGAUAACACAUUCGAAAUGCACGACGACAUUGAGGUCUUGAAACGCAUGGGCCUCCUUGCGGGCUUGGAUACAGGUGAAUGCACGGACGAGAAUAUAGAACGUGUCAAGUCAUGGGUCCCACCAAAUCUGGCCAAAUAUGUGGAAGCCUAUGGCACUGGCAAAAUGGAUCCGAUGUACGAUUCGGAUGACCAUGACGACUUCAAUCCGUACCUCGAAUCAACCAAUGAGUCUCAGGGCAUUGCACAACACACACAGCAUACCACCGAUGUCGAGUUCAAGGAGGAGCUGGACGAUGAUGAGCUGGAGGAUGACAUCGAUUGAGGUGACGACGAUGCGGACGCGGAUGCGGAUGUGGAUGUGAACGUGUCAUGGGCGAUGGGCUCCACUGCGCAAGCUGCUGAUGAUAUUGGCAAUGGCUAUGCGGAGGAUAUGUUUAGUUUUACGUUCAUUAACGCUUUGUUAGGACUGCCACGCCCCACUGGCUAGGCUUUCCAUUUCUCACACUUGUCUUGCUACACAAAUACACACACUUACACAACAAAAGCACACACACACACACACAAUCCAUAGAGAAGCGUUAAUUCGCUUUUAUUUCGUUUAAUU